AAAUGUAUGUGGAUAUACAUGGUAGAUGCUGACAAAGUAAAUGGCAAUUAGAGGUUGGUGAAUCAUCCAAAUGUCAGUAGUGUCGGUACUGAAUCUAUACUAGUGCGUCAGAAUCGAUACUUUGUUUCUAUUCUCUUACGUUCAGUAUGUACCCCACUGACUUGUGUUAAAUAAAUUAUUUCUUUGGAAAUAAAAAUACACAUGCACAAACCUUACACAUGCACUAUGAGAAAGGUCUGAACCUUUUUGUGUUGACUUUACAGAACAAGCUUAAGUUUUAUUUUGAAACUUUUGCCGGUUUCGACCGGAAAUGCCUGUUCAAUUUUUUGUGGCGGCUUCGCGAGCGCUGUAACACCAACGUACCAGAGAAGGUAUAGACAGCCCCGAAGUUAUGAAGCGUUGCUCCAUUAGCUCGAGGUCGCGGGUGUGUCACAGCGUGGGUGCCAUCGCUCUGUGACCGGUACUGAGUCAUCUGGGUGGAACAUGUCUGUAGUAACAGUUCAGCUCGGUCAGUGCGGUAACCAGGUGGGUCAGGAGCUGUUUGACAUCAUUUGUAGCGAUGCUCAGGAGGGACAGAGGAAGACGUACAGCGCUGCCAGCUGCGAGCGGUUCUUUCACCAGACCGCACAGGGAGACCUCGUUGCCAGGGCGCUGUUGGUAGAUAUGGAGCCUAAAGUAAUCAACCGGAGUAUGAGCAUGGCUGCAAAGUCUGGCAGGUGGAGCUAUGGAGCGAGUUCUCACUUCAGCCAGAAGCAGGGCUCCGGAAACAACUGGGCUAAUGGGUAUUGUGUCCAUGGUCCUUGUCACAGAGACGCAGUGGAGGAGCUGGUGAGGCGGGAGGUGGAGCGCUGUGACAGACUGGCUGGGCUUAUAGCGAUGAUGAGUGUGGCAGGGGGGACGGGGUCAGGUGUCGGCACCUACGUUACUCAGUGUCUCCGUGAUAUUUAUCCAUCAUCCUUUAUCCUCAACCACCUUACCUGGCCGUACGGGACUGGAGAGGUGAUCGUCCAGAACUAUAACUCUGUGCUGACGCUGGCUCAUCUCUACCAAUUGUCAGACGCCAUACUGGUGCACGAGAACGACACGGUGCACAGGAUCUGCAGUCGGCUUCUUAAUAUCAAACACAUCUCUUUCAGUGACGUCAACAGGGUCAUCGCCCACCAGCUGGGCAGUAUCCUGCAGCCCGCGCUCACCGCUGACUCCCAUGGAGCAUACAGCAGAAAUCCUCUGGGUGAGAAAGGACAAACACUACUCACACCUGCAGUCGUGGACAGACGUUUACACACUCAUGGUGAAUUGGUGAGUGCUCUUGCCUGUCAUCCAGAGUACAAGCUACUGAGCUUGUGCACCAUCCCACAGAUGGCCAGUUCCUCCAUAGCCUACAGUACGUUUAGCUGGCCGGGGCUGCUCAAACACCUGCGACAGAUGCUCAUCUCCAACACAAAGAUGGAAGAAGGUAUAGACUGGCAGGUGCGUCCUCCUGCUGACUCUGGGCGGAGCAGGAGUCUCACAGGGGGCAGCUUUAACACCUCUCUGGCCAACCUUCUCAUCCUGAGAGGGAAAGAUGUCUACAGUGCAGAGACAGGUGGCAUUGAUGAUCCAGCCCUGUACACCUCCUGGCUCCCAUCCAAAGAAGCUUUCAGCUUGUGGAAAUCCCCUGUACCCUUUAAUAAGUAUGAGAAAUCUGCCACGCUGGUCAGUAACAGCCAGGCUCUGCUCAGACCUUUGGAUGACAUGGUGGGAAAAGUCUGGAAUAUGUUUGCCUCCAGGGCGUACGUCCAUCAGUACAUUAAAUUUGGCAUCUCAGAGGAGGACUUCCUAGACAGCUUCACAUCUCUUGAACAGGUGAUCUCCAGCUACAGUCAGCUGUGCUAGCACUGGGGACUACUGUGGCUUUCAUGUAGAUAAGAAAAUAACACCUUAUGUGUUUUGUAUACAUUUUUUAUAUUGCUGCUUUGAUUUCACAUAAUUCUUUGAAUUCCUGGACUCUGACAUCUGCACUGGCGAGAACUGAGACACUGGAGGUCUCUAUUCAAGAUAUAAUGCUACUUUAUAAUACUUGCAUCUCAAGUAGUAUAGUGUCAAGUCAAGUUAUAAGAUGGGUAAUAAAAUGCUACAUUAGUAAAAACUGUGUAGAUCUAUGCCAGACACUU
This is a messenger RNA of Haplochromis burtoni (Burton's mouthbrooder), 2153 nucleotides long. RefSeq names its product tubulin, delta 1 (gene tubd1). NCBI's taxonomy places the organism in Eukaryota, Metazoa, Chordata, Actinopteri, Cichliformes, Cichlidae. The transcript is spliced from 8 exons. The record is from RefSeq and is a predicted model, not a curated record. Gene Ontology annotation, molecular function: GTP binding; structural constituent of cytoskeleton. Gene Ontology annotation, biological process: mitotic cell cycle; microtubule cytoskeleton organization. The coding region runs from base 484 to 1875 and encodes 463 amino acids. Gene Ontology annotation, cellular component: cytoplasm; microtubule.